Daphnia magna is the source of this 3063-nucleotide messenger RNA. Its product is annotated as homeobox protein SIX1. Lineage: Eukaryota; Metazoa; Arthropoda; Branchiopoda; Diplostraca; Daphniidae. Bases 842 to 2227 code for a protein of 461 amino acids. Gene Ontology annotation, molecular function: DNA-binding transcription factor activity, RNA polymerase II-specific; RNA polymerase II cis-regulatory region sequence-specific DNA binding. Gene Ontology annotation, cellular component: transcription regulator complex; nucleus. The transcript has 5 exons. The record is from RefSeq and is a predicted model, not a curated record. Gene Ontology annotation, biological process: regulation of transcription by RNA polymerase II.
UGCAGCCGGUCGGAUGAGAUGCGCAGUGCUGUCUGGACUCUGCCCGGCGCAACAGCUAACAAAAUUUCGAACGUUCCCCGGCCGACUGUGUGACCACCGACCACCAUCCCGCCCACAUUCAACACGAAUUUCGUUCCGAUAUCUACAAACCAAAGUGUUGGAUUCAUUUUUUUGUUUUGUUUUGUUUGUUUUUUUCAAGAAAAAAACAAACAAAGAACCUUCGAUAUCAUUCCGAUUGAUUUUGGUUUUUUGCGUCAUCAUUCCGAGGGAAGUAACAAGUGAAACGUGUAUGUGUGUGUUAGUGUGUUACUCUGUGUGUGUGUGUUUGUGUGUGUGUGUUAAAUCAUCAGGAGAAAGAAACAAAACAAAAAAAAGGAGGGGGGGAAGGGGGAGAAAGAGAAAUCAAGUUUGCGUGAGUGUGAAAGCACGGCCGAUUUAAUGACACGCGCAUAUGUUAUAGACGAUUGUAAUCGUGGAUGAAAAUCAAAUAGGAAAAAAAGAAGCCGAGCAGACGCUAUAUACAGAGAGAGAGGGAGAGAGAGAGAAGCUCCUUGUGCGCGUGUUAUAGACGUGUGUCAGUUGUUUCAGUGAAUUAUAAUCCGCUUUGUUCUUGGAGAAAGAAAGAAAGAAAGGCUGAUAAAAGUGUUGUGCAGCACGGAAGGCCGCGUCUUUUGCUGCCCAGCAGCACGUGAUGUCCAUCAAUUGAACGUGAACAUUGAAAGAAAAAAGGCGGGAAGAAAAAAUUCUUUUGGAAAUUGAAGAAACAAAACAACAAAAUUCGUGCAAUUGUUUAAAAAUCAAAUAAGGAAAUCAAAUUAAAAUAAAAAAAAAAAGCUGAUCGAUGAUUAUCGGUCCGUCAGCUGCUGGAGGCAUGUCCGACUUGGUGGCACAUCAUCAUCACAUGUCCGGAUUUGCCGCUCAUCACCACCAUCACCACAUGGGGUUAGGUGGCAUGAUGGCCGCUGGAAUGAUGCCGGGAAUGUCUUCGACAUCGACGGGAAUGACAGUGCAACCGACCAGCCAAUCGCCAACCUCGUCCAACAACAACAACAACAACAACAACAACAAUUCGUCUUCCAUCGGUGGCACUUCUUCUUCUUCUUUGAGUUCAACCGGAAACGGAGGUCUGCCUUCGUUCGGCUUCACGCAGGAGCAGGUGGCCUGCGUGUGCGAGGUCCUCCAGCAAAGCGGCAACAUCGAACGGCUGGCCCGUUUCCUCUGGUCGCUGCCGGCCUGCGACCAGCUGCACAAGAACGAGAGCGUCCUCAAAGCCAAGGCCGUCGUCGCCUUCCAUCGCGCCAACUUCAAAGAGCUCUACAAACUACUGGAGACACACCCGUUUUCGCCGCACAAUCAUCCGAAAUUACAGGCCCUGUGGCUCAAAGCGCAUUACAUCGAGGCGGAGAAGUUGCGCGGACGACCGCUGGGCGCUGUGGGAAAGUACCGCGUGCGAAGAAAGUUCCCGCUGCCGCGGACGAUCUGGGACGGCGAAGAGACGAGCUACUGUUUCAAAGAGAAAUCGCGAUCGGUGCUGCGCGAUUGGUACGGCCACAAUCCGUACCCGUCGCCGCGCGAGAAGCGCGAACUGGCCGAAGCCACCGGUCUCACCACCACCCAGGUCUCCAACUGGUUCAAAAACCGGCGGCAAAGAGACAGAGCUGCCGAGCACAAAGACAGAGUUUCGGGAGGAAGUUCGGCCAAGGACGGCGGCGACGGCGCCAACGACGCGUCGGCCCUGGACGAAUCGGGAUCCGAGUCACUGGACGGCGAUGGUCCUGACGUUGUCAUGGCGACGUCUUCGGCGUCGGCGCGUCACUCGGCCGCCCUUUUAGACACGCCCUCACCGCCGCCCCCUCAUCACAUCCAACAUCACCACCACCACCACCAUCAGCAGCAACAACAGCAACAACAAAUUAACAACAUGGCUGCCGCUCUGGCCAACUCCUUGCCCCAUCACAACAGCCAGGACUCGCUGAUUGGUGGCGGCGGUUCGAUCGGCGACUUGUAUCCCGACCUGAAAUUAGCAUCCGUCUAUCACGCGACCAGCCACCAGUUGCAAAUGGCGUCGGCGGCGGCCGCGGCCGCUGCAGCCGCCGCCGCAGCCGCCGCCUUCGGAUCGCCUCAUCACGUCACUUCGCACCAUCAUCCGCACGCCGAUUUGGCUCACUCGCUGUUGCAGCAGCCGACGUCUCAAUCACACGACUACAAUCCGCACGUCAGUUCGUGACGAUCGCAACUUUGAAAAUCCUUUUUUUUUUUUUUUUUUAAUUAGAUUAAAAUUAAUGUUUAAAUUUUAUAUAAUUUUUUUUUGGUUUGGCCUCUGUCUAAUAAUUUUGAAUUCAUAUUCUUUUUAUUUUUCAUAAUUUCCAAUUCGAUGUUUAAUGAAAUCGACAUGUCCUUUUCCUCUCUUUUAUUUUAUUUUCAAUUCAGAUUUUUUGAAUUUGCCAUCGACUACAUAUUCCAUUCCAAAGUGUGUGUGUGUGUGUGUGUGUGUACAAUAACGAAACAUAAUAAUUUUAGUUUUUUUUAUAAUUUUUGUUUUUGCUUGAAGGGGGAAUUCAAAAGGGAAUUGUUAACAAUUUAAAAACAAAGGAAAGACAGAAAACCCAGUGAUGAUUCUUUAAAAUGUUGUAGAAAUUCUCUCUUUGUGUUCCAAUCCACUUCCUUUUCUCUAUAAUCAUUUACACACGCCUUUGUAAUACUAAUGACCCACUACACAACAGCCUCUAUAAAUGACGCAACAGCCUCUGAUUUCCCUUGUUUCUUCCGACCACAUUUUUUUUUUUCGCUUUCUGUUUCUUUCUUCCUGGUCAGACACAAAAAAAAAAACAAAAUUAUAACAAAAAAAAACAAGUGAUUGACUCGUUCAUAGACUAUAAUUUGAAAUUCUGUCCCUCCUUUAAAAAAAGAAAAAUAAUAAUUAAUUUUUAUUUUUUCGCGGUCCAAUAGAUGUGGGGUUCAUUGAAAUUCUCGUGUUUUCUCUUUUGUCUUGUUAUACAUACGAAAAAAACAAAAACAAAACAACAGUAUAAUUAAUAAUUACAAUCAUUUUUGUCUCCAUCA